Molecule: messenger RNA, 2243 nt
Organism: Cebus imitator (Panamanian white-faced capuchin)
Lineage: Eukaryota; Metazoa; Chordata; Mammalia; Primates; Cebidae
Gene: NUSAP1
Product: nucleolar and spindle associated protein 1
Exons: 11
Coding region: 146-1429 (427 amino acids)
Biological process (GO): mitotic chromosome condensation; mitotic cytokinesis; establishment of mitotic spindle localization
Cellular component (GO): nucleolus; mitotic spindle; microtubule
Molecular function (GO): microtubule binding
Source: RefSeq, a predicted model, not a curated record
GCCUUUGAGGCAUUUUCAACCAAUGGAAGCGCGGCAUUCUUCAUUUUUAAACUGUAUGAAAUUUCUGUUUGGAGCCAGGGAUUUCAACCGCGCUGCCUGAGUGUUGUGAUCCGUCUUCUGCGUAUCGCCGGAAUUUCGAAUCGCGAUGGUCGUCCCCUCCCUAGAGGAGCUGGACUCCCUCAAGUACAGCGACCUGCAGAAAUUAGCCAAGAGUCUGCGUCUCCGGGCCAACCUGAGGGCAGACCAGUUGUUAAAAGCUGUGAAAGGCCACAUUAAUUGUGAGGCAAGAAAAGGAAAUGAGAAUCUGGAUGAAAGUCAAAUUUCUGCAUCCUCUUAUCAUGAGACUGAGAUACAGAUCAGCAGCCAGGAACAAGCCGAGAGAGAGCCAACCGGCCAUGUCACCAAAACAAGGAGAAGGCACAAGACUGUCCGUGUGGACCCUGACUCCCAGCAGGAUCAUUCAGAGAUAAAAAUAAGUGAUCCGACUGAAUUCCAGAAUCAUGAAAAGCAGGAAAGCCAGGAUUUCAGUGCUAUUGCAAGAGUUUAUUCUGCAGUUGAGCACCAAGGAGCUAAGAAUGCUGUUUCUUCAGGAAAACGUGGAAUAAAUGGUAACAAAGAUUCAAAGAUACCUUCAGAAAGAAAGAAAUCUCUCUACACAGAUGGGUUAUCCAAACCUGGAAAAAAUAAAAGAACUGCAAUGACUACUCCAAACUUUAAGAAGCUUCAUGAAGCUCAUUUUAAGGAAAUGGAGUCCAUUGAGCAAUAUAUUAAGGGGAAAAAGAAACAUUUUGAAGAAUACAAUUUCAUCAGUGAACUGAAGCAGCAGCCCAUCAAUAAGGGAGGAGUCAUGACUCCAGUACCUCCAAAAGGAAGACUCUCUGUGGCUUCUACUCCCAUCAGCCAACAACGCUCUCAAGGCCAGUCCUACGGCCCUGCAUGUCAGAGUACCUUGGGUCUGAAGGGGUCACUCAAGCGCUCUGCUAUCUCUGCAGCUAAAACAGGUGUCAGGUUUUCAGCUGCUACUAAAGAUAAUGAGCAUAAGCGUUCACUGACCAAGACUCCAGCCAGAAGGUCUGCACGUGUGACCAUGUCUGGGAAUACCCCAAAAGUUAUUACUCCAUUCAAGUUGACAACUGAGGCAAUGCAGACUCCAGUCUCGAAUAAGAAACCAGUGUUUGAUCUUAAAGCAAGUUUGUCUCGUCCCCUCAACUAUGAACCACACAAAGGAAAGCUAAAACCAUGGGGGCACUCGAAAGAAAAUAAUUAUCUGAAUGGGCAUGUCAACAGAAUUGAUUUCCACAAGAAAACUUACAAACAACCCCGUCUCCAGACAAAGGAAGAGCAACGGAAGAAACAUGAGCAAGAACGAAAGGAGAAGAAAGCAAAGCUUUUGGGAGUGCGAAGGGGCCUCAGUUUGGCUGAAGAUUAGUAAUUUUUUAACAUCUUGUAAAUAUUUCUGUAUUCUCAAUUAUUUUUCCUUUUGUAAAUUUUUUUUUUUUUUGCAUUCUUCCCCACUUUAGUCACGAGAUCUUUUUCUGCUAACUGUUCAUAUUCUAUGUCGCGUCCAUGGGUUCUUCAUGUGCUACAAUCUCUGAAAAGACAUUAUCACACUAAAGCUCAAAUUCUUUGGGAUAGUUUUUGCUUAAGUCCCUAUACAGUUCAGUUUUCUAAUGAGACCCUUCCUAAGAUUCUGGUCCUAGAUUUUUAAAGUCAAGUUCCCCCUGCUGGUUCUAGUAUGAACAGAAGUGCAGUCUUCUGCUAGGCAAUAGCAUUUACCUGUUGGCAGCUAAUUAUACAAGUUUCAGUAGAAAUUGAACAAUAACAAGAGUAGGGUAAGCUAGGGUAGAAAGGCCACGUCUUCACUCUCUAGUCUAUAGAAUAUAGUACACUUUAUGAAAUGGGGCCAUAUGGUUUGGUUAUUACAUCAAUAUUUUAUCUAGAUGAAAUUGUUUAGGCUCAUAUCCACCUUUGUUGAAAUAGCCUCCUGUAAUUACCAUCUGUCACUCACUAUAUUUGCAAAAGUAAAACUCUCUGUAACUCAUUCUAAUGUUGCUGACUUAAAAUAAAAGCUACAUAGCCCUAUCAAAAUGUGAGGAUUAAUGUUCCACCAAACCUACUUCUUAUUUAUUUUAUGGAAAAGACUAGACUUUGCUUAGUAUCAUGUCCAUAUUUCUUUCACCUCAGUGGAGCAUCUGAGUUGUAUACUGCUGAAGAUUGUUGUCAAUAACAUUUUUUCUCAUUGU